This is a messenger RNA of Dioscorea cayenensis subsp. rotundata (Guinea yam), 729 nucleotides long. Its product is annotated as thaumatin-like protein 1b. Lineage: Eukaryota; Viridiplantae; Streptophyta; Magnoliopsida; Dioscoreales; Dioscoreaceae. The record is from RefSeq and is a predicted model, not a curated record. The transcript is spliced from 2 exons. Gene Ontology annotation, biological process: defense response. Gene Ontology annotation, cellular component: extracellular region. The coding region runs from base 1 to 729 and encodes 242 amino acids.
AUGGCCAACAUCCUCUCCUUCUUCUUCAUCUUCUUCUCACUCUGUCUUCAAGGUAGUUCAACAACAACAUUCACUUUUCAAAACAAGUGUGCAUCAACAGUAUGGCCAGGAACAAUAGCUGGUGCUGGCACAAGCCAACUAUCAACCACUGGCUUUGAGCUUCAAUCAGGAUCAUCAAUGUCUCUCACUGCACCGACGGAAUGGCACGGUGGGUUUUGGGGGAGAACUUUCUGCGCAAAUGACACCAUCACAGGGAAGUUCACUUGCGCCACUGGUGACUGUGCUUCCGGAAAUAUUUCAUGCGAUGGAGCUGGUGGAAUUCCUCCGGCCAGUCUCAUUGAGAUCAAGCUCAAUGGAUUUCAAGGCACGGACUUCUUUGACAUUAGUUUGGUUGAUGGCUUCAACCUUCCAGUCUCGAUCACUCCUACUGGAGUUUCCAGCUGUGUUUCGAGCUCGUGUGCUUUCGAUAUAAACAGCAUUUGCCCGGAAAUUCUGAAAGUUAAGGAUGGGAAUGGGAAGGUGGUGGCAUGCAUGAGUGGUUGUCUGAAGUUUAACACUGAUAAGAUGUGUUGUAGAGGAAAGUAUGACAGUCCUCAGACAUGCAAGCCUUCUAGUUAUGCUAAGAUGUUUAAGAAAGCUUGUCCUCAAGCUUAUAGUUAUGCUUAUGAUGAUACUACUAGUACUUUUACUUGCACUGGUGCCAACUAUGUCAUCACAUUUUGUCCAUGA